Messenger RNA from Anopheles stephensi (Asian malaria mosquito), 568 nucleotides. It is a transcript of the gene spt4, whose product is annotated as transcription elongation factor SPT4. Gene Ontology annotation, biological process: chromatin organization; regulation of transcription elongation by RNA polymerase II; mRNA processing. Gene Ontology annotation, cellular component: nucleus; DSIF complex. Gene Ontology annotation, molecular function: zinc ion binding; RNA polymerase II complex binding. The transcript is spliced from 4 exons. The record is from RefSeq and is a predicted model, not a curated record. Bases 109 to 459 code for a protein of 116 amino acids. Lineage: Eukaryota; Metazoa; Arthropoda; Insecta; Diptera; Culicidae.
AAGCGUCAACAUAAACAACGUAGGCUUUGGAAAACACGGCCGAAGGACGCGGUUCUGCAUUGUCUGGUGUUAGUUUUUCCAGGAGUUUUAGCCCAAAAUCCACUUGCAAUGGCUUUCGACUCGAUUCCGAAAGAUCUUCGAGCGUUGCGAGCCUGCUUGGUGUGCUCGUUGAUAAAGUCAUUCGAUCAGUUCGAAACGGACGGCUGUGAUAACUGCGAAGACUUUCUACGGAUGAAAAACAAUCGGGAACAGGUGUACGACUGUACCAGCAACAAUUUCGAUGGAAUGAUUGCGGUUAUGAGUCCGGACGAUAGCUGGGUUUGCAAGUGGCAACGAAUAAGUCGCUUCACAAAAGGAAUCUACGCCAUAUCCGUAUCCGGAAGACUGCCGAACAGUAUAAUUAGGGAGAUGAAGAAUCGUGGCAUUCCGUACCGGCCACGAGACACGAGUCAGCGAUAGAAUGUUGUCUUGUGGUCCUCCUUUUGUACUUCGUAAUAAAGUGAAUCAUUUAAGUAAGAACUAUACAAGAUAAAAAUAAAUGAAACUCGUGACGCAUUUGAUAGGGAAA